UCUCUCUCUCCCUCCCCCCUCCCUUGCUUCUUGUCCUGUUGCGUGCACCCUGCACACGUCUGUCCUGAAGCCAUGACGUCCCCUGCCGAUCUCAGCAGUCUGCCUCGGUGUGUGAUCAAGUCCGUGCUCAACGGCAACACCAUCGUCAUCCGGGCCCCCUCUGGCAACCCCCCACCCGAGAAGGUGGUCUCCCUCGCUGGUAUUGUUGCCCCUCAGAUGGGCAAGGAUGCCGCCACUCCCUCCGAGCCCUUUGCCUGGGAGGCGCGCGAGGCGCUGCGCAAGUUGUGUGUCGGUCGGCCUGCGGCCAUCCGCGUGGAGUACUCUUUGCCCAACGGCCGGGAGUUCUGCACCAUCUUCGUUGGCCCCAACCCCGACACCGACAACCUCAACGCCCAGUAUGUCGAGACCGGCUUCGUCAAGGUCCGCCAGCAGAACACCAAGCACGAUCAGCCCGCUCAUCUCGCGGCCCUGCUCGCGGCCGAGGAGUCUGCCAAAGAGAAUGCCGUUGGCGCUUGGUCUUCUACCAAGCCUCUCUCGCCCAACCCGCCGCUGUUCACCGAUGCCAAGCCCGCCGAGGCCUUCCUAGCCAAGAACAAGGGCAAGACCCUGGAGGCUGUCGUCGAGCGUGUGCGCAACGGCUCCUCCUACCUGGUCACUCUGCUCCCCUCGCGUCAGGCGAUCAACCUUCAGCUGGCCGGCGUGCGGGCCGGGUCCUCUCGCGCCGAGUCCGAUGAUCCUGUGGCCGCCGAGGCUCACAGCUUCGCCGAGUCGCGUCUCCUCCAGCAGAAUGUCACCGUCAUCCUGGAGGAUCUCAACCCUCAGAGCCUCUGGUUUACCGGGUCCCUUACUAAUCGUGCUGGGGCUUCCUUUGCCGUGGCCCUGGCCCAGGGCGGCUACGUCCUGCCCAAUGAUCAUACCAUGGCCUCCGUGUCGGCGGCCGCCGGCGGGGUGACUCCCCUGCUUGGUGCCUUCAACCAGGCGCGUAGCAAGCGCCUGCGCGUGUUCCGGGAUUAUGUUCCGCCCGCGGCGACCGCCGCCAAGGUGGUGGGUGGUGCUGGUGCGACGUCCUCCUCAGCCGCUGCCAGCGGCCCCACUCAGGGCAAGGCCUACACUGCGGCUCGCGUGUGCCGUGUCGUCAGCGCCGGCAUGUAUGCCAUGUACUCGGCUGAGACCGGCUUCGAGCGCGAGACCCGCAUCCAGCUGGCCGGUGUCUUUGCCCCGAACCUGAAGAACGAGGCCGAGGCCCCGUGGGUGGCUCGCUCGCGCGAGUUCACUCGUGAGCUCCUGAUGGACACCAAGAAGCCAGUGACCGUCACCCACGAGUACAGCCGCCCCGGCGUGGACGACUUCGAUGAGCGCCCGUGUGUGUCCAUUCGAAUUGGCAACCUUGACCUUGCCGUCAAGCUCAUCGAGUCCGGCAUGGCCACCGUGCAGAAGAUCCGCCAUGACAUGCCCCGCCCUCUGAACUAUGAUGCCCUGAUCGCGGCCGAGAUUCAGGCCAAGAACAAGAAGGUGGGCAUUCACUCGGGCAAGCCGCCGGCCGCGGGCGGCCUGAAUGACAUCAGCGCCUCGGUCAACAAGGCCAAGCAGUUCCUGCCCUUCCUGACUCGGGCGCCUGGUGCCCGUCAUCGUGGCAUUGUUGAGCACGUUGUCUCCGGCAGCCGGAUGAAGAUCAUCCUCCCAGGGGACUCGGUCCUGCUGACCUUCUCCCUGCAGGGGGUCCAAUGCCCUCGUGCCCCGGCCGGCGGGGCUGGCUCCGGCGAUCCGAGCAAGGAGGAGCCCUUCGGCGCCGAGGCGCUCGCUUUCACCGCGGCCCAGGUGCAAAAUCGCUCGGUCGAGGUGAGCAUCAGCGGGGUCGAUCGCACGGGCACCUUCACCGGUAGCCUCUCCUUCCAGGACUAUGAGGCCGGUGAUGACAAGACUCAGGCCGACCUGGCGGUCAGCCUGCUGGAGCGCGGCCUGGCCAACACCCAUGCCUACUCGCUGGAGUAUACCCCCAAUGCCGCGGAGCUGAAGCGCGCGGAGGAGGCGGCCCGUCAGCAGAAGCUUGGUAUUUGGAUUCGCCGGGAGGAGGAGCUCCGCCGGGAGGCCGAGCGCAAGGAGGCCGAGGCCGCGGCCGCGGCCAAGACCGAGCAGCGUGUCAUUUAUGUGACUGAUGUCCGCCCGCACACGGGCACCUUCAUGGCGCAGCUGGAGUCGGUGCACACCUCCGGCGAGCUGGCCCAGCUUUCGACCCUCCUCCAGGCCGAGGCCGAGGCCAUCGCCAGUCCGCCGGAGGUGGCGGCUCUGCGCGCGCGUGGUGCUCUCUUUGCCAUUUACCUCGAGUCCGAGGGCGGCUGGUUCCGCGGGCGCAUUGCCCGGGUGGCCGGGUCCACGGUGGAUGCCAUUCUCGUGGACUAUGGUUGGGUGGAGACUGGUCUGCCGGUUUCGGCUGUCCGGGCCCUGUCGUCCAGCCUGGCGGCGCGUCCGCCGCUGGCCGCCGAGUAUACCCUGGCCGGGCUGCGUCUUGCGGAGCCGUCUGCCACCGCUCGCGAUGCCAUCAAGCGCGCCCUGGCCGGGCAUGACAUUCAGACGGCCAUUGAUGCGGCCCUUGGCGAUGGCGACAGCUACUACAAUGACGCCAUCAAUGCCCUGGCCGGGUUGGUGUCCAAUGCCACCCUGCGCGUGUACACCAUCGGUCUGCGUGAUCCCACCACCGGUGCCCAGCCGGUUCUGGCCUUCCUCAAGGAGGGCGAGGUGAUCAUGACCGACUCCAUCAACGCCAAGCUGGUGGACAUGGGCUUCGCCUUUGCCGAGUCCCAGCCCCCGGCUGCCGGUGCGUCGGUGCCCAUCUGGCUGGCUGCUGUGCUGGCCGCCGAGAAGAAGGCCAAGGCCAAUCGCGUCGGCAUGUGGGAGUUCGGUGAUCUCACCCCGGACGAUGACACCAGCUUCGGCAUGACCGGUCUCCGCCUGCGUCGCUAAAGGUCCAUCAUGUCGUUUGUUGUUUUUUUCUCCCCUCAUGACAUGAUCGCGCCCUGGUGGCGCUCAACCACAUAUCCGAUGUGCAUCGAGCCCCUUUCGGCUCUCCCGCCUUCUCUACCCUUCCUCCCUCCGGAGGGUGUCCACAUAUGUAUAUAUAUAUAUAUAUAUAUAUGU
Molecule: messenger RNA, 3135 nt
Organism: Fonticula alba
Lineage: Eukaryota; Rotosphaerida; Fonticulaceae
Exons: 7
Coding region: 73-2961 (962 amino acids)
Biological process (GO): mRNA catabolic process; regulatory ncRNA-mediated gene silencing
Cellular component (GO): RISC complex; nucleus; cytosol
Molecular function (GO): RNA binding; nuclease activity
Source: RefSeq, a predicted model, not a curated record